GCAGUGGAAGCUGAUAAAAGCGUUUCCUCUCAGGUGACGCUGAAGGUCCCGAUCAGCAGCGCGGGCAGAAUGGACUUACGCCAGUUCUUUUGUUCGAUUGUUCUGGCAAGUUUGAGACUUUCCCGAGGUCAAAGUUUAGAAUGCCGUAAUGGCCAGUGGCAGUGUGAUGAUGGAAGAUGUAUCCCUGCUGUGUGGAGAUGUGAUGGAGGUGGAGACUGUCUGGAUGGAUCUGAUGAAAUGGAUUGCGUUGCAAUUCAAGGCUCUCCUGAAUGCCCGCCGGGUCAGUUUCCUUGUGUUGACUCGGUCGGCUGUGUUGAUGCGUCAGCCCGCUGUGAUGGACAACACCAGUGUCCAACCGGCUCUGAUGAGGAGAACUGUCCAGCUACAGAGGGCUGUUUGGUUUCUGACUGGACCUGUCGAAACCGUAUCUGUAUCCCCAAAGAGCUGCGCUGCAAUGGACUGAAUGACUGCCUGGAUAAUUCUGAUGAAGAGGACUGUGGUUCAUGCGAUGAGAACGGCAUACGGUGUCCUGAGGGAAUAUGUCUGAGUGCUGAAGGGAGGUGUGAUGGGACGAGCCACUGCUCUGAUGGUAGCGAUGAGCCCAUAACCUGCGGUCGUCUUUGCUCCAUAAACAAUGGCGGCUGUAGCCAUGUGUGUGUUGAUGAAUCCUGGGGAGCUCUGUGUGUCUGUCCUGUUGGAUAUAAGCUCUCUCCCAAUGGUGCAGUCUGCGAAGAUUUGGAUGAAUGUGCCCAACCCUUUGUCCCUUGUAUGCAUCACUGCACUAACACUGUUGGAUCCUACUAUUGCCACUGCAGAGAAGGCUUCAAACUGAGUGGAGGCUCCACGUGUCUAGCUACAGGUAAUGCUACCAGAUUACUAACUGUGCAGAGGAGCUCUAUCGGCCUAUUGAAUGUGAAGUCUCAACAGUUUGAAGUUAUCUACACUCCAGUGUCUGACCCAGUGGCCUUGACUUUUGACGUUGCCCGAGGCUGGGUCUUCUGGGCUGACAUCCAUGGCAGCAUUUACAAAAGCAAUGGAGAGCAUGGCUGGACAAUCUAUAUAGGGGAACCUGGAAUCAAGAGUCUAGCCUGUGAUUGGCUGAAUGGAAACCUGUUCUGGACCAAUCAGAAGACGGAGUCGAUAUACAUGCAAGCAGCUGAUGAGACAAGUUACACUACUCUGCUGAGCAAAAACAUCAGUCCAUUAGAGUUGGUGCUUCUACCUGUAGAGAGCAUGAUGUUCUGGAGCAAUGCCGGCCAUGGCGACAGAGUGACGAUAGAGAAGUCAUGGAUGGAUGGAUCAGAAAGAAGCACUCUAAUUGUGCUCACUGCUCAGUCCCCCCACAGCCUCACUGCUGAUGUGGCUGCCAGGAGGCUGUACUGGAUUAGCGACUUCAAGAAGUCUAUAGAGACGGUGAAGGUAAACGGGACUGGCCGGCAUUCCUUCACAGGACUGUUCAACAGGGGACCGCCUCGCAGCCUUGCUGUGUUUGAAAGUUUGUUCUACUGGGUGGAUGACAAUGGACUGUGGCAGGUUCCACAGGACCAACCAAACUCGAAGCGAUUUCUCUUAGAAGCCACACUGCCAAUAUCAGCUGUUUACCAUGAGCUACAGCAGCCUCAAGGUUCUUCUGCAUGUCGAAGGACUCGAUGUCAACUCUGCCAGCUAACUAAAGGCAACCCUGUCGGCUUCACCUGUGCUUGUCCAAACUCCAAAGUGCUGUUGUUUGAUGGGACAUGUGAAUAUCCCAGGUUUAUAUAUGCUACUAUCACCAACCUCAACCUUCUGGAGUUCAGUGGCCAAAGGUCCACUAAAACCCAGCUGUUUACCACUGACGACGGCAUCCUGUCAUUUGAUCUGGACUGGUACAGAGACUGGCUAUACUGGGCUAACCAAACUGGCCAUAUCCAGCGCACCAGUCUUAACCAGGUCAAGACUGAUUUGGUACCAACACCUUUUCCAGUUUGUCUGAUAAAAGUAGACCAGAGGAGAGGGAACCUGUAUUGGGUCUCAUGCGACCAAAACAGCAUCGGCACCACCACAGCCAACAAUCAGUACUCCCAUCAGCUGUACCAAACAACAAAGAAGAUUCGAGACCUGCAUCUGGAUUGGCUGAGGGGUGACAUCCUCUGGCUGGAGGAAGACGUAUUUCUCACCAUGAGCAUGAUGGGAACCAAAACCAAAGAGCUAAUGCACUUAACAGGAGGAUUCAGGGGAAACAUCGCUUUCGACCUCCGGGCUAAUAGUCUGCUCUGGAACUCAGAAAGGACAGGUUUUACAACGAUGAGUUUGCGGCAGGAAAGAAGCCACCGAGCUGGCCGAAGAUGGAACAUUUCGGGCUCAGUCGUAGCUGCCUUUGAGCCCUUUUUGUUGUCCCUCUCUGAUGAUGUCAUGACUCUUUGGGACCGGCGUGAUGGGAGCCCCAUCCAGGACAUGACGGUGACAGGUCAUGUGUUCAGUGUAAUCGCUGCACUCGGGGACGUCCGCACAGUGCCCGGUACUCCAGUCUGCAGUGAACCCUCUGUGCUGUGCCGACGCACAUCAGUCUGCCUCUCACAUGCCCAGGUAUGUGAUGGUAAAAAGGACUGCCCUGAUGGAGAUGAUGAGGAUUUUUGUGUAACCACAUGUCCCUCUAAAGAGGAUUUCAAGUGCAAGGACCGUAGGAGUUGUAUCUCCAGGAAUCUCGUUUGUGACCGCCGUCCUCAUUGCAAGGAUGGCUCAGAUGAGGUCGACUGUUUGAGUAUAGCCUCACCUGCAGCUCCAACAAACGUUGUGAAGUGUCGCACGGGCUCAAAACCAUGUAAAGAUGGUUCAGUGUGUGUUUUAUACAGCCAUUUGUGUGAUGGGGAAACAGACUGUCGGGAUGGAUCGGAUGAACAGGGAUGUGAUGCCGAAAUGACCAUGACAACAUCAAAACCAAAUAUUUAUCCAUUAAACAACAUUGGUGCUACCAAACCUCCUGCUCCGACUGUGCCGGCCUGCACCAGCCCCUCUGUGCUCUGUCCCCGUUCUGCUGCUCACCUCUGCAUUACUCUGAGCCAGUUUUGCGACGGGCAUGUAGACUGUCCUGAUGGCUUUGAUGAAGAGAACUGCGUGAAUAAAUGUCCCUCUAAAAACGACUUCCGCUGCAAAGACCGUCGCAGCUGCGUCUCAAAGAGCUUGGUUUGUGAUGGUCGCUCUCACUGCCAUGAUGGCUCAGAUGAGUUUGACUGUACGAGCGUAGCUCUGCCAGUAGCUCCGGCAAACGUCCUGAAGUGUCACCUAGGCUCCAGACUGUGUCGAGAUAGCACGGAAUGUGUUCUCUUCAGUCACAUUUGUGAUGGAAAGAGAGACUGCCUGGAUGGAUCAGAUGAAAUAGGAUGUGAAUCUCUCACCAAACCAUCCUGCACCAGGCCUUCAUUUCAGUGUCCAGGUUCUUCUUUAUGCAUCAACCCAACACUGCUUUGUGAUGGAAAGGAAGACUGCCCCGAUGGAUCUGAUGAGAAUUGCAUAACAAGAUGCCCUUAUAAAACGGACUUCCGCUGCAAAGACCGUCGAAGCUGCGUCUCAAAGAGCCUGGUUUGUGAUGGUCGCGAUCAUUGCCGCGAUGGCUCAGAUGAGGUCGACUGUCUGAGUGUAGCUUCAUCUGCAGCUCAAACAAACGUCCUGAUGUGUCACAUGGGCUCAGAACCUUGUCUUGAUGGAAAAGAGUGUGUUUUAUUAAGCCACAUUUGUGACGGAGAGAGAGACUGUAUGGAUGGAUCUGAUGAACAGGGAUGCUCAGAAACCUGCAAAAAAGGGGAGUUUCAGUGCUCCCACGGGAAAAUGUGCAUCCCUGAGGCUGAGGUGUGUGAUGGCAAGUCACAGUGUCGGGACCAGUCUGAUGAACUGGACUGCUGGGAACAAACCAAGAGCUGCGAGCAUCGCUGCAUCGACGGCAAUCGCUGCAUCCCAAUGAAAUUCCUGUGCGAUGGAGAGAAAGACUGCCUGAAUGGCACGGAUGAGGUGGGCUGCGACACCAUUACUGCUGCAACAACGGAGUCUCCUCUUCGCAGUCCUGUAUCAACUUGCAUCACUCCUUCAGUUCUCUGUCCAGGUUCAUCGCUGUGUAUCUCUGAAAAUCAGCUGUGUGACGGACAAAGAGACUGCCCUGAUGGAUUUGAUGAAAAUAACUGUAUAGCCCAAUGCAAAAACCCAGACGACUUCUUAUGCAGCGACCGGAGGGUAUGCGUCUCCAAGAUGGAAGUGUGUGACGGUCGUGCCCACUGUCCCGAUGGCUCAGAUGAGAUGCAGUGUCAAUCGGCAGAUCCUACUGCUCCCCCCUCCAGCAAUGUGCCCGGUGCCAGAUCAGCCCCACUGAGGUGCCGCAAAGGUUUCAAGCAAUGUAAAGAUGGCCUGGAGUGUGUUAUGUACAGCCAUCUGUGUGAUGGAGAGAGGGACUGCCAGGAUGGAUCAGAUGAAGAGGGAUGCUCCGCUCAGUGCAACGCAGAUGAGUUCCAGUGUACUCACGGGAAUAGAUGCAUCCCACCGGAGAAGGUGUGCGACGGACAGUACGACUGUCAAGACCAAUCCGAUGAAAUGGACUGUUCAAAUCUAAUUGAGGGCUGCCAUCAGCGCUGUGAUAACAACACUCGCUGUAUACCAGAGACCUUCCUGUGUGAUGGCGAGAGAGACUGUGCUGAUGGGUCAGAUGAAGAAAAAUGUGGUUUGGUGGCCUGUGCGAUUAACCAGUAUCGCUGUCUUAGCGGUCAGUGUGUGUCUGAGGUCAUGAGAUGUGAUGGAUAUGCUGACUGCAGUGACCACUCUGAUGAGGUGCGUUGCACAAGACCCCCACGCUGCCCGACACAGCUCCAAUGCCCAAACAACCACGUUUGCCUGCAGAAAGAGUGGCUCUGUGACGGCGAAGACGACUGCAAAGACGGGUCGGACGAGAAAAACUGCAUGUCAUCAAUGGCAAAGUGCAGGGAAUACCAGUGGCAGUGUGGAGACAGCAGUCAAUGCAUCCCUCGGUCAUGGAGGUGUGACGGGAAGGAGGACUGCCACAACGGCAUGGACGAGGACAAAUGCAGCCAGAGAAAAUGCCCCUCUCACCUUUACCAGUGUGGCAGCGGAGAAUGUGUGGACCCUCGCCUGGUGUGUAACCGCUUCACCAACUGUGCCGAUAGUUCAGAUGAGGGCGCGGGAUGUGCUCGACGCAACUGCUCCAGCCCAUCGGCUCCUCGGUGUGACCACCACUGUGUCAGCACCCCAAACGAAGCCAGGUGUUACUGUGCUGAAGGUUUUAGACUACAGUCCAGUGGUGUGUCUUGUGUGGACAUUGACGAGUGCAAUGCAGUGCCACAUGACGUAUGCAAACACACCUGCCUGAACAGCCGUGGGUCCUACAUCUGUCAAUGCCUUCCUGGCUUCUACCUGGAGCCUGACAAAAAAAGCUGCAAGACCAAAGAUGAGCCUUUGCUUUUGGCGUCUGUGCAGUCAGAGCUUUUACUACUGGGAGUCCAUAGCGGCACCUUGCGUCUUCUGUCCUCUGCCAAUCGACCAGUCUUCUCGCUGGAUUAUCACUGGGCUAAACAGAGAGUUUACUGGCUGAGCCCCGACUACCAGAGCAUCCGCUGGGCUGACAUGAAAAACUCAGACAGAAAAGGGACACUCAUCAAAGGAGUGAAGUCGGAUUUCAUUGCGGUGGACUGGAUUGGUAAGAACCUGUACUGGGUGGAUGGACUGGUGGGCCAGAUUCUGACUGUGAAGCUCAGCGACAACACAGUGAGAUCUCAGGAUUACACUGUGGUCCUGGGUGAAGAUCUGGAGCAGCCAAGCUCAUUGGUUCUGCUGCCACACAUUGGGAUGAUGCUUUGGUCUGAGAUCGGCAGCACCCCUCAGAUCGAGCAGUCUGGGAUGGAUGGUUCAAAGAGGAAGGUGGUGGUAAGCAGAGGCCUGAGCUGGCCAGUCAGUCUGUCCUAUGACCUCCUGGAUGACAGGGUGUACUGGGCCGAUGAGAAGCUGCGCUGCAUUGGCUCGGCCUCUCUGGAUGGCGACAAUGUUAAGAUCCUCCAGUUAGCCGAAACCCCAAGCCCUUUCUCUGUGGCGGUCUUCAAUGACAAAGUCUUCUGGUCUGACACUAAAAGAAGAACGAUCCGCUCUGCUGACAAGAACACCGGCAAAGACCAAAAGGUUCUUCUUAAGAGACCAGGGCAGCCAUUUGGAUUGAAACUGAUGCAUACCUUUUCCCAGCCAGCCAUAUCCAGUCCCUGUGACCAGCUACACUGCUCCCACCUCUGCCUCUUGGCCCCUGUGAUGAGAAGCAAGUCUGGAGCACUGGGGUCUCUGAGAGCUCCAGCUGUGAGCGGGCCUACGGCAGUUUGCCGAUGCCCAAAGGGUCUGCUUCUUUCCAAGGACAAGAUUACCUGCUCUCUGCCUGUGGAUUCAACGUUCAUCUUGCUUUUGUCUCGUACCACAGUCUAUCAGAUUCACUUGUACUCCAUGCGUCAUGAAGGCGUCGCUCUAAAGAAAAUGCCAGGCAGUCGAGCUUUAGCCCUGCCCGGGGUAACGGAGGCCUCAGGACUGGACGUGUCCAUCCGGGGGCUUUCUUUGUAUGUGGCUGAUGCAGGACAAGGAUCUGUGGAUGUGCUGAAACUGAGCGGCUCCAGGUUGAGACAGGGACUUACACCCUCUGGACAAAUCCUAAAGCUUGGGGAUGACUUGGUCACGGCUCUGGCAGUUGACUGGGUGACUUCCAGCCUCUACUGGAGCAGCAUCACAAGGCCUGAUCUCCAUGUGAUGUCCCGCCAUGAUGGCUACACCACCUCACUGCUGCAGGGAUCACUGAAGGGCACUACAUCCAUUGCACUGCAUCCCCCCUCUGGACAACUUUGCUACACCGCAAUAGUUGUGGCAGGAGGGAAGAACCAGAUGGAGGUGAACUGCGCCUGGAUGGAUGGCCGUAACAAAGUAGUGCUGUGGAGGAAGUCGAGCGUCCCCACCUCGCUGGUCUUUUCCAAUCAAGGAACCAUGAUAUACUGGGCUGACACAGGUGAAGGUGUUAUCAGCUCUAUUUCAGUGGAUGGAACAGGAUAUAAACAGUACAACACAGGGCCAGGUCUGCUAAUCUCCUUAACACAUACUGAGAACAUCCUCCUCUGGGUCACCUUGGACAAUGAUGUAACCAAACUGUGGUUCAGUGACGGUCUCCAGCCUAACCAACUGUGGUUUGAGACAAAAACCAGCGUGGUGGAAGUCAAAGCCUACAGCAACGACAGUCAGUCUGGAACUAAUAGCUGCUCAAACAACAACGGUGGAUGUGUCCAUCUGUGCCUGCCCUAUCCGAGAGGUCGCACGUGUAAAUGUGGCAGGGGUUUCUACUCCGAUGCUGCCUCCUGUGCCCCGCUCUCCAACUGUCCCACUGGGGAAGAAUCCUGCUUUGACGGUAGCAAGUGUAUCAGCAGCAGCAAAUUCUGUGACGGACCCGUGGACUGUCCAGACCAGUCAGAUGAACAGGACUGUCCAAACCCAAACUCUGCAUCUUUCGGCAGCAAAUCUAGUAAUGGCCGCCCUCCCCAGUCUUCGUCAAACGCCGAAAAGAACUCUGUUCUUUCAGUUAAAGACCCUACAUCCUGUGAUCUCCAACACUGCAACGGUCAUGGCAACUGCAUCACCGAAGGCAAAGUCACUCGCUGCCAGUGCAUGGCUGGUUACAAGGGAGAGUCCUGUCAAGAUACAGAAACUGGAAAAAGCCACGUGGGUGUGGUCCUUGGUGUCCUCUGCCUCAUUGCUGCAUUGAUGUCUGCUGCUUUUAUUUUCGCUAAAAGGAGAUCCUGGGUGCCCAUCAGAAGCAGAUCAACUGAGAAAGAUACUCUGAUGGCCAACAUGGGCCUGCCCUUUGAACACUACGUCCUCGAUUCGGACUCAGAGGAGCUCGAGUCCCCAGUAGAUGUGAAGAAUCCACCGCUAGCAUUAAAGGCUGGCUUCAUGACCACUCUGAAGGCUGCAGACACCACGAGUAAUGUGGGCGGAUGAAUUUCUGUGGUGCUGAAUCUAAUGGCGAUGGUCUUUUGGUGCAAUAAAAAUGAGAUGGAAAUGAACCAAAAA
This is a messenger RNA of Perca fluviatilis (European perch), 8064 nucleotides long. RefSeq names its product low-density lipoprotein receptor-related protein 2 (gene lrp13b). NCBI's taxonomy places the organism in Eukaryota, Metazoa, Chordata, Actinopteri, Perciformes, Percidae. The record is from RefSeq and is a predicted model, not a curated record. The transcript has 44 exons. The coding region runs from base 70 to 7992 and encodes 2640 amino acids. Gene Ontology annotation, molecular function: protein binding; calcium ion binding.